This is a messenger RNA of Rosa rugosa (rugosa rose), 1371 nucleotides long. Its product is annotated as receptor-like protein 7. NCBI's taxonomy places the organism in Eukaryota, Viridiplantae, Streptophyta, Magnoliopsida, Rosales, Rosaceae. Bases 1 to 1371 code for a protein of 456 amino acids. The transcript has a single exon. The record is from RefSeq and is a predicted model, not a curated record. Gene Ontology annotation, molecular function: protein binding.
AUGCCUUGUAGUCUACGCGUGCUUGACCUUCAUUCUAACCAGCUCCAGGGGAAAAUCCCAGUUCUCUCAUCACCUCAUGUUUUUGCUCUAGAUUACUCAAGGAAUAAUUUCAGCUCUAGCAUUCCGGAUGACAUCGGUGCAUAUUUCACUAGUAACACUAUAUUCUUCUCUGUUGCAAGCAAUAACCUCCAUGGGAUCAUUCCAAGGUCAAUAUGCAAUUCACAAUCUCUCGAGAUACUUGAUCUGUCCAACAAUUCAUUGAGCGGAAGCUUUCCUCAGUGCUUGACUACAAUGAAAGCUCUUGCAGUGCUUAAUUUGAGGAGAAACAACCUUACAGAUUAUAUUGCUGAUAAAUUUCCUCAAAGUUGCAGCUUACAAAGUCUAGACUUAAGUGGAAAUCAGAUACAAGGACAAUUUCCAAAAUCUCUAACCAACUGCACGAAGCGAGAGGUUUUAAUUCUUGGAAAAAAUCAGAUAACAGAUGCCUUUCCAUGCUUUUUGAAGAACAUAUCUACUUUGCGUGUCCUUGCUUUGCAAUCCAAUAAGUUUUAUGGGCACAUUGGAUGUGCCAAGACUAAUGGCACUUGGCCAAUGCUUCAGAUCAUAGAUUUAGCAAACAACAAUUUUGAUGGUGAAAUACCAGGAUCAUCUUUGUCAACCUGGCAGGCAAUGAUGGCUAACAAAGAUGAUGCUGCAUCAAAGCUCCAUCACCUUCAAUUUCACAACCAGUAUUUUUGUCAGGAUGCAAUUACUGUGACUAGCAAAGGCAUAGAUAUGGAGUUGGUAAAGGUUCUAACUGUCUUCACCUCAAUUGACUUCUCAUGCAACAAGUUCAAUGGACCAAUACCUGAGGAAAUUGGAGAAUUGAAAUCCUUGCGUGUACUGAACCUGUCGGGUAAUGCUUUUACAGGUGAAAUCCCAUCAUCAUUAGGAAACUUGCAACAACUCGAGUCCUUAGACCUCUCACAGAACAACCUGGGCGGCCAAAUUCCACCACAGCUUGCAAAACUUACUUUCCUUUCAUUCAUGAAUGUGUCAUACAAUCAACUGGUUGGGGAGAUCCCAAAAGGUACUCAGAUUUCAACAUUUUCGAAAGCUUCAUUUGUAGGUAAUAAAGGAUUAUAUGGGCCACCGUUGACAGCAGAAAACAGACCAGUGUUGUCACCACCAACAUUAGAAGGAAGCCAUCAAAAUUCUGGAGGUGAGAUUUAUUGGGGUCUAAUCAGUGCUGAAAUUGGAUUUACAUUUGGAAUCGGAAUGGCGAUUGGAUCACUUUUGUUUUGCAAGAGAUGGAGAAAUUGGUACUACAAAGCUAUGUUUAACAUCCUUGUUAAGAUAUUCCCUCAAUUGGAAGAAAGAUGUGGUAAUUAA